AUGGUGAGCAAGAGCAAACAAUCCAACAAGGAAAUUGUCGUUGAGGAUGAACACUUCAUCCCAGUCGAACCAUCCGAACCAAUCCUCCCUCUCAACGAACUCGGUUCAAGAUUGGGCAAGGCAGACAAUGAAAAGUGGACAGGCUGCAAAGUUGUAGCAGACAAGGAAACUGGUGAGAAGGUUCUACUCGUCAGAGGUAUUAAAAACAAGGAGAAGGAUCGUAGUAAGAGAAUGGUCAAGAAGGGUGGUGAAUUUGAUCCUGAAAAUAUUGUCUCAGGCACCAGAAGAAGAAAGAAUAUUAAUUAUAAGGAAAAUACCGAAAGAAAGGAAAGCAGAAAGACUAGCAGCAAGAAUACCCAUGAAAAUAGAUCAAAGGCUGUUGCAAAGACUUCAAAGAAAAAGUCAACCUCCAAGAAGAGAAAGGCAAAGGAAGAAGAACAUUCCGAAGAAGAAGAAGAACACGAUAAGGAAAAUAUUGAAAAUCAACAAGAAGAAGAUGAAGAAAUUGUUCAAGCUCCAAAGAGAACUAGAAAGAAUAGAAAGAAUGUAUCUGUCAAGAAGGAAGAACCUAAGGAAGAAGAGCCAAAGGAACCUGAAUGGACACUUCCACUCUCUCCUGUCGUUUGUCAAUUGAUUCAAAAACUUGGUGGUGAAUUGCCAACUGAAGCUAAGAAGCGUUGUUAUAAGGGUAUUAGACUCUCAGAACCAGUUAAUUAUUGGUGUGCUGUCAAGUGGCCUGAAGAUACUCUUUAUGUUAUGGAUCCUGCCAAGACUAAUGGUGAAACUGUUGGUCUCUUUAAACAUGAAUUGUUUGAAUUGACUGAAAUUGAACAAAUACAAUAUGUUCAAGACAAUCCAAAUGCUGUCAUGCUUGCUGAUGGUGAAGGUCUCCUUACUUGUUUACCAGAUGAAUCUAAUGAUCCUGAUUUUAAUGUUCAUAUCAUUCUUGAAGCUACUGAAGGUGCUGAUGAAUGUGUUUUCCGUAUGAAACUCUCUGAAUACCUUGCUUCGUUGUCUGUUGAUCCAAGAAAGGUGGAAAAUUAA
Molecule: messenger RNA, 1044 nt
Organism: Naegleria gruberi
Lineage: Eukaryota; Heterolobosea; Eutetramitea; Acrasida; Naegleriidae
Exons: 1
Coding region: 1-1044 (347 amino acids)
Source: RefSeq, a predicted model, not a curated record